Messenger RNA from Saccostrea cuccullata (small rock oyster), 1527 nucleotides. RefSeq names its product probable endochitinase. The annotation marks the transcript as partial. The transcript is spliced from 4 exons. The record is from RefSeq and is a predicted model, not a curated record. Gene Ontology annotation, molecular function: chitinase activity; chitin binding. Gene Ontology annotation, cellular component: extracellular region. Lineage: Eukaryota; Metazoa; Mollusca; Bivalvia; Ostreida; Ostreidae. Gene Ontology annotation, biological process: carbohydrate metabolic process; chitin catabolic process.
AUGCAAAUGUUGCAGGUGUGUUAUAAUUUGAAAUACAAUGGUUGGACAAGACAGUGGCACAGUGAACACAAAGUACCGUAUGCGUAUCACGGUAUCCAGUGGAUCGGAUAUGACGACACGGAGAGUUUCCAAGUGAAGAUUGACUACAUCAAGUCCAAAGGACUGGGUGGCGGUAUGGUUUGGUCUCUUGAUCAAGACGAUUUCAGCAACAGUUGUGGCGAUGGGGCUUAUCCUCUGAUGAACCUAUUGCGAAGUGAAUUGUUUGGAUCAGCAGUAGUAUCUCCAUUGCUUUCUUCUACGUACCCUUCUACUAAUGUCUUAACUUCUUCUCUAUCUCCACGAGGGUCAACCACCAGAGAAACUGGAUCUUCUAGUUCAAACUAUCAUGUAUCUACAGAUAGCCAAUUAAGUAGUAAGCGAACAACGCAGUCUCGCACAGUUUCAGGAGAUAUUUUUUCAACAACGAUAUCGUCUAUCUGUGGAGCACCGAAGCAGUGUGAAAAUGGUCGGUUUUAUGAGGACAGUUGUGAUAUACGCAAAUACUACCAGUGUUCUUCCGGUGUUGCUUGGCACUAUGAGUGUGCUGCAGGAACAGUGUGGGAUAAACGAAUCCAAAAUUGUAACUGGGAUUACCUCGUCCUUACUUCCUCUGCCCCCUGUGGAUGUGGUCCUCCAUCAAAUUGUAUUCAUGGAAACUUUUACGAAGACAAAUGUGAUAUGAAACUUUACUACCAAUGUGCACAUGGUAUUCCUUAUCCAUAUGAAUGCCAUCCUGGAACUCUUUGGGAUAUCACAAUUACAAACUGCAACUGGGAAAAUGCAGUUCCUAGCAGAACAACCCCGUCUGGAUCAGAUUGCAGCAGUUAUCGGACAACUCACUUACCAGAUCAGCAGACAACGGUUCCGUCUACUCAAACCCAAACACAGAUGUCUAAAACGACUCCCCAGUAUACAGAACAUUCAACUUUUGAUUCAACGAAUAGAGAUUCCUCAACGAUGAAAGCCUCCACUUCCUCAAACACACAUACACAGUCUGUUGAUCAAACUACAGUCAAACCUCAUACUACCGAAACACAUACUACCUCCCAAUCAUACACAUCUGUUACACCUGUGUCGAUAGGUCAGCUUAAUACACUUCAGUCAAGUACAUUUACUAAGCAACCCAUGGUUUCCUCGACAUUUUUCAUUCCAUCUUCUUCAAAAAGUGAAACCCGAAUCAAUGAACAAUCCACAACCUCGCCUCCCUUUGCUACAACAGGUGCUGCGGUGUCACAUUCCCGGCAACAAAUCACAUCAUUCCGUGUUAUUACAAAUGAUUGGACACAACAGGCUACCACACCUUCCAUUAUUGAAACUACAAGUCCCACUAUGUCAAAGUAUCAGCACCAAACAACUGCGGAUCUCACUCCAUUACAAACCCACCAAAAUGCAGCAACUUCGCCAUCUGUUGCCACAACAGAUGGUACUCGAACAAACCAUCCGCAAACAUCAAUGUUACCCAAUGUCGCUGUUACAAAUGGCACAACA